Molecule: messenger RNA, 2628 nt
Organism: Magnolia sinica
Lineage: Eukaryota; Viridiplantae; Streptophyta; Magnoliopsida; Magnoliales; Magnoliaceae
Product: DEAD-box ATP-dependent RNA helicase 41
Exons: 3
Coding region: 163-1776 (537 amino acids)
Molecular function (GO): RNA helicase activity; nucleic acid binding; ATP binding
Source: RefSeq, a predicted model, not a curated record
ACGUGAACGGAGCUUGUGUCGGCCCUAACCUGGCCCGUUGACACCCUACUUAUUUCCUGUCGCUAGAAGCCAGGAAGAUUGCAGUUUUCUCGUAGAAAUCUCUCAAAACACAAUCCAUCCGCUGCAAGCUUUGAUUUUGUCUUGUAAUACCUGUCAGUGUGGAUGGAGGAGAACAAGGACUAUCGGUGGGAACAUCCGUCUUCAGCCUCAAAUGGUGAUGAAAAUGGAGAGGCAGCAAGUCCUGUGAAGGAGAAUUGUCAGGACCAGAGAGAAGCCCUCCCCAGUGAGCCCCGCUGUGUCAUCUGCGGCCGCUAUGGUGAGUAUAUCUGCGAUGAGACGGAUGACGAUAUUUGCAGCAGUGAGUGUAAACAAAUUCUCCUUAACAGGCUCGCCAACUCAUGGAAACCAGUACAUCUCACCCCAUCCGUAAAAUUACCCAUCAGUGAUGAAUGCUUUUAUGUUAGGGACGAUGAUACUUUGCAGCAGAAUUGCUUAACCAUACACCAGAUUGAAUCCCUGAGGAAAAAGAUUGACAUCCGAGUCAAGGGAGAGUCUGUCCCACCUCCUAUCUUGUCAUUCUCAUCUUGCAAUCUUCCCCAGAAGCUCCAGGAAAAUCUAGAAACUUCUGGAUACGAAAUACCCACACCGGUCCAAAUGCAAGCCAUCCCAGUUGCUUUGAAUGGCAAGAACAUGCUUGUUUCUGCCGAAACCGGGUCAGGCAAAACAGCUUCCUUUCUAAUUCCUAUAGUUUCUCGCUGUACCAGCAUAAGAUUACAGCAUCCAUCUGAUCGCAAAAGGCCUUUGGCGAUGGUUCUAGCACCGACUAGAGAGCUUUGUGUGCAGGUUGAGCAACAGGCCAAGAUGCUGGGGAAGGGUCUGCCUUUUAAAACCGCACUUGUCGUGGGCGGUGAUGCAAUGGCGUGCCAGGUGUACCGUAUCCAACAGGGGGUGGAAUUGAUUGUUGGGACCCCUGGAAGGCUCAUUGAUCUCCUAACCAAAAAUGAUUUUGAAUUGGAAGAGGUUUCGACUCUAGUUUUGGAUGAGGUGGACUGCAUGCUUCAAAAAGGCUUCCACGAUCAGGUGAUGCAGAUCUUCCUGGCCCUCUCUCAGCCUCAGAUAUUGAUGUUCUCUGCAACGAUUCCUCAAGAGGUGGAGAAGAUGGCGAAUUCAAUGGCUAAAGAUGUGGUUUUCAUCUCCAUUGGGAAGCCGAGUAGGGCAAAUGAGUCAGUGAAGCAGGUGGUGAUAUGGGUGGAAUCUAAGCAGAAGAAGCAGAAGCUCUUUGAGAUACUGACGAGCAAGCAGCAUUUCAAGCCACCCGUUGUCGUAUUCGUGGGGUCUAGGCUCGGGGCUGAUCUUUUGUCUGAGGCGAUCACGACCAUGACCGGAUUGAAGGCCCAAUCGAUCCACGGGGAGAAGGCAAUGAAGGAGAGGAGGGAGAGCUUGCAGCUAUUUUUGACAGGGGAGGUUCCAGUGAUGGUGGCAACAGGCGUUUUGGGGCGUGGCGUGGAUCUCUUGAGAGUAAGGCAGGUCAUCAUCUUUGACAUGCCGAAUUCGAUGAAGGAGUAUGUUCAUCAGAUAGGGAGGGCUUCGAGAUUGGGAGAGGAAGGGACGGCGAUCGUGUUCGUGAAUGAGGAGGACAAGAAUCUGUUUAGAGAGCUGGUUGAGAAUCUGAGGUCAGCGGGGGCUGCUGUCCCACGUGAGCUUGUGAAUUCGAGGUACUUGACGGGUUAUUACUCUGUUGGAAGGGGACAGAAGAAAAGGAAGCAUGGGUCUUGAGGUUUCAGAAAGCCGGCUUUCUUCUGCUUGGGUUAUUGAUUUCUACCCAUACAGAAUCAGUUACUGCUGUUGAUUCAGUGAACUCAACUGAACGAAAAUGUAUGAUGGAUUUGGGCCCAGCAUUGUUGCUGACAGGUGGAUUGGACUUCUCUGUCUUGAUUGGACUUGGAUUAUCCAUGGUAUUUGCAGCGCUUUUCUGGCCAUUGAGUUGGGAUCGAACCUGCCAGAGGCUUCUGCAUUUUUAUGCACAAAAGAGAUGCAGUUUAGUGCAGCAAUGGGUCCCAUAUCAUUGUGAAGAGAGGAACUAUGGGGUCCUGAUGCAAUGGAACAUGAAUGGUCCCUAGGGCCCAUAAUUAAGGUAUCCUGAUCAUUGAUUUGAAGGAACCACAAUGGAUGGCGAUGCCAAAAAAGACUAUGAUUAGAUGAUUGAACCCUUCGAUUAGUGACCUACAAACAAUCAGUCAGGGAAGAACACAACACUGGUCUGAAAUAACAGUCCUAGAUGCUGGAUAUAAUAAUCUGUUCUGGGUAAGUUUUGCAUCAUUGCAGCAUAUUCUUUAUACUCUAAGGUCCAUCAUAUCAACGGUCUGGAUCACUGAACCAUGGUCCCCUCUUUUGCAAAAUGAAUGCAUCUGAACAGCAUGAUUGCCUGAUGCAUCAGGACCUCAUACUUACUCUUUGAGGGGAGCAUUUACAUCAGGGCUGGUUUGGUGAAAUGUACCAUGGACAGGCGACAGUUCGGUUGAUCCUGACUAGCAUGUUGCUGUUUUAAGUAUGGUUGGACUAAUAAUGUGUAUUCACCUUUGACUAAAUUUUUAUUCCAUAUAUAUGGUUUUGAAUUUUUAUGAUUUC